UGCUCUAUCGAACAACCCGCAAUGGCUCUGAAAAGCUAAAACCCUUCUUCAAACCUGCGUUGUCUCCUUCUCUUCUUCUUCUUCUUCCAAGUUCCAACUUUCUUCUUCCCAAGCUCCAUAUAUUCUUCCCUGGAAAUGACUCCAACCGUUGCUAGAUUCGUGAAGCUGUUGGGAAUCCCCGCUUCUGCCAGACCCACCUCUUCGUUUGUAGCGGGUGCACAAGGGAGCGUAAAGUUUUGCUACUCAACCGUGUCCUUUGAUAGUGAUAAUGGCAAUGACAGCAAGGAGAAUGAAACUAAAGACGAUAAUGGUGAUGACUAUGAAUUUCUACGCGAAAAGCCUGCGUUACAUCCCCACGGUGUGGAUCCCAAGAGGGGCUGGGGUUUCCGUGGUGUGCAUAAGGCUAUCAUAUGCGGAAAAGUUGGACAAGCUCCUGUGCAGAAGAUUCUGAGAAAUGGCCAAACUGUAACCAUCUUCACAGUUGGGACAGGGGGCAUGUAUGAUCAAAGAAUUGUUGGAGCAACGGCUCUGCCAAAACCAGUGCAGUGGCAUCGAAUUGCCGUGCAUAAUGAACUGCUUGGAACUUAUGCAGUUCAAAAAUUUGUCAAAAACUCUUCAGUAUAUGUUGAGGGUGACAUUGAAACUAGAGUUUACAAUGAUAGCAUAGAUGGUGGAGUAAAAAAUGUGCCAGAGAUAUGUGUGCGCCGUAAUGGGAGGAUUCGGCUCAUAAAAACAGUAGGAAGCAUCAGCAAUAUCUCCAUUGAGGAGCUGCGAGAAGGAUUGGCUGAUUAGAUGGCAGGCACACCGUGGGAAAAAUUUUAUGCACUGAUUGCUCAGCAACAGCCAAAGGAUCGUCUGUCUGUAAGAAAUGUCUCUCAAGUGUUUAUUAACUCCAAUUUGUAACCACCAGGCCAUUUUCUUUAUUUUUACCCUGAUUUCUAGCCGGAAAUCACUUCUCUUCAAUUUUCUCAUGUUGUUUUUGGUUUUAAGUGUGUUUUGGUUGUUCCAUCUCUUUA
Diospyros lotus (date-plum) is the source of this 1016-nucleotide messenger RNA. RefSeq names its product single-stranded DNA-binding protein, mitochondrial. NCBI's taxonomy places the organism in Eukaryota, Viridiplantae, Streptophyta, Magnoliopsida, Ericales, Ebenaceae. Gene Ontology annotation, biological process: mitochondrial DNA replication; positive regulation of helicase activity. Bases 136 to 792 code for a protein of 218 amino acids. Gene Ontology annotation, cellular component: mitochondrial nucleoid. The transcript is spliced from 6 exons. The record is from RefSeq and is a predicted model, not a curated record. Gene Ontology annotation, molecular function: single-stranded DNA binding.